GAUGCCUGUACACGAUAGGCAAAGAGUUCGUGCUGUCCUUUCUGGAAAACUUCGAAAACGCCAACAACCAGCCAAGGCUCUUCAUUACAAGCGACACGGACACAACGGUGACCAUCGAGGCCCCGGCGGAUGGAUACAGUACAACGGUGGACGUGUCCGCGGAUCAGAAAGUGAUGGUCACGUUGCCCCGGAGCUCUGUGGAGAUGAGCGGCAGCCAACCAGUCAACAAAGCUGUAUACGUCACUUCCGACCAAGACAUCAGCCUCUUGGCUGUUUCCGGUGAAGGCCUCAUGACAGGCGCCUAUAGGGUUUUGCCAAUUUCAUUUCUCGCCAGCGAAUAUUACAUUCCCAGCUACGUCGCCGCUGGGCAACUCUCAGAAUUUGGUGUAAUCAGCGCCUACCCCGACACUACCGUCACGAUCACCCCCACACAAGACGUGACGUUUGACGGGGCGGCCUACACCGCAGGCACGUCUUUUGAGGUCGAGCUGGGAGAAUAUGAGGGUCUGCAGGUUCAGUCAGCAGGGGACCUAACCGGAUCCCACAUCUCCUCGAGCGCGCCGGUAGCCGUGGUGAGUGGUAGCCUGAGGAGUGACCAGGUCCUCCCGCUGGACGGGUGGGGGACGAGGUACCUGGCCGUACCGGACGGGGUUCAAGGUCGUGGCACGGACGGCCGUUUCCGCGUCAUAGCUGCCAGUCCAGACACCGAGGUCACCAUCGGUGACGACAUGACGACGCUACAACCAGGGGAGUAUUUUGACGUCGAUGUCCCUGCUAACGAGUUCAAGGAAAUAGAAUCAACCGCUGCCGUCAUGGUGGUACAGAUAAGUACAAUCGAUUCCGAUCCAUACAUGACAACCCUUCCGCCUGUGGAGUAUUACCACAACACCUACACCUUCACAACGGUAGACCUACAAGGAUCCGGUACACAUGUCCACAGACUCUGUAUCGUGUCACAGGAAACGUCGGGAUUUGAGCUGAAUGAUUCACCUUUGGACCCUACCAUUGUUUGGACACCGAUUCUGGACAGCGGUUUCUCAACAGGCUGUACUGACAUUGCAGAAGGGAGUCACACACUUGUUCAUAGCAGUCCUAAUGUCAUUUAUAACAUUUUCGUGAGCGGCUCCUCCGACAAAGAGACGUACGGCUUCCAUGGAGGUCAACUGAAACCUUGUCCCCCGGAGCCACCGCCCCCCAGGGACUGUGCGGACUGGUUCACCCGGGGGGCCAGGGAUGAUGGCAUCUACGCAGUGGACGACCCACCAUUCGACGUCUGGUGCGACAUGGACCCGUUUGGAUGCGGUGGGACCGUCCUUCAGCGGCGCUCAUCUGGUUCCUUGGACUUCGAAAGGGAGUGGAGUGACUACGAGAACGGCUUUGGAGACUUGGACGGUGAGAUGUGGUUGGGACUGAAGAACAUCAGCCUCAUUUCGUCAAGACGGAAUCACAUGCUCCACAUCGUGUUGGAGGACUGGAACGGCGUCACGGCUCACGCCAGCUACUCUGUGUUCUCCGUUGGAUCAGAGGACACCAAUUACCAGUUGACGAUUGACGCGUACGCCGGUAAUGCAGGAGACAGCAUGGGCCCGGCAGGACGCUAUGACUCCAAUGGAAAGAUGUUUUCUACCACAGACCGGAAAAACGACGACAAUGCCGUCUUCAGCUGCGCGGAGGCGUACAGCGGCGGCGGGUGGUGGUAUCCCACAGGAUGUGGAUAUGCCUACCUGAAUGGGAAGUAUCUGACUGACUGCAAUCCCCACUGUGACCCAUCGCAGGGUGUGGUGUGGCAGACUUGGCAGGGCGCCGGCUAUUCUCUACGGAGAACUCUCAUGAUGAUCAGACCACAAGCCGAAGACUGCCUUCCGCCGAGUGGACCUAUGGAUUGUGCCGACCUGUUCACGUCAGGGGUACGACAAGAUGGCGUAUACUCCGUGGGAUACCCGCCAUUCGAAGUCUACUGUCGCAUGACGACUGUGAACUGUGGCUCCACCAUCUUGCAAAGACGUCUGGACGGGUCGGUGGACUUCGGCAGGCCCUGGAGUGACUACCAGAGAGGGUUUGGUGACCCAAGCGGAGAGGUGUGGAUGGGUUUGGAGAAGGCACAUCGCCUGACGUCGACGUCGGACUACCAGUUGAUCGUCGAGCUGGAAGAUUGGGAUGGGAACGUGGCCGUGGCGACGUACGGGACGUUUCACGUGGGAGACGUCACUUCCUUCUACGCGUUGGAGGUAGGAGAUUUUGCGGGUGACGCAGGAGACAGUUUGGCCCCAGAGGGACGGUACAACGCCAACGGCCAUCAGUUCUCGACCUUUGACAUGAAGAACGACGACAAUGUAGACUUCAACUGUGCGGUAACUUACAGCGAAGGCGGAUGGUGGUAUCCACCAGGCUGUGGUUACGCGUUUCUCAACGGGAAGUACCUGACCGACUGCAACCCUUAUUGUGACCCAUCUCAGGGGGUUGUCUGGCACACCUGGAAGGGAUCUGGUUAUUCACUGAAGAGAUCUACUAUGAUGAUGAGGCCACUAGACUUCGACAGCACUCCUUGCAUCCCAACGACGACUGAAAAGCCGACCACGCCCGACCCCGCAUCGGAGCCAUCAGCUACUACAGACGCUCCCGCUCAUGCGUUACCAGCCGGAGAUGGCAUAUGGAAGAAAUACCUUGCUGGCGAGUACAACCCUGCCGAGUCGGAGAUUGGCGGUAAUGCUAGCUGGAUAGAAUGGCAGGUGUGGAGGACAGGCGAACAGAUACCACCAGGAUAUGACAAGAACAAGAGGCCAACAAGCGGAGAGAGCAACACUGACAGGUGGACUGAGGUAGCUUCGAGUGUGUACGUCCGGCGUUUGGGCUGGCUUGAUGAUGAACAUGUGAAUAUUUCUACGACUCUCGAGUACGUGCUUGCCUGGAUAGACCCUCGGCUGAGGGGUCUGACCGCCUCCUGGGUCCCCGUUCCCCCGGACCUGCUUUGGACUCCGCCGCUCAGCUUCGGACGGAACGUCAGAAGGACAUCUAUCGUGGACAGAGGGAGCACCUCGGACACAGGGAUAUCUCUGUGGCUGCACAGGAGCGGGCUGGUCGUCUUCAGGAUGAUUCGUGAUCUACAUGUGUCUUGUUCGGGAGUGACGUUUAAGCACUUUCCAUUUGAUAGCCAGAGCUGCGCCAUGCCUCUUCAUGGAUAUAAUGGAGUGAGGUUCCGCCUUGUGCCCCCCAGUGACACUACUCGGCACCAGAUUAAGACCGACAGCGCCGAGGUGGUAUCUCAGUUCAUGUUGAGAGGGGUAGAGUUGUCAGGGACCUUGGAGUCGUUUCUCACCAACGUCUCGGAUUGCAGUUACUUCAAACAAUCAUGUGAGUACGACGCUGAGACGUGCCCCUUCACGAGUUCUCAGGACUGCCGCGCGACAGUGGGACAGUGUGCGAUGGAGAAGGUCGAUUGCCCGGAGGAAGCACGAAGGGUAUCAGAAGAGGCACGCAGGGUGGCGCGCAGCGCUAACAACCUUCACAAAGACACCAGCAGCUACACUACAGUAUCAGUUCAGUUGGGCAUGACCAGGCGACUGUGGAUCUACAUCUCAACGACGUUCAUCCCGUCCUUCAUCCUCGUGGUGGCCUCCCUCCUGCAAACAUCGCUGCCGCUGCACCACAAGGCCAUCUCCGGUCGCAUCACUCUCGGGGUUAUCCCUCUUCUGGUGAUGAUCACUAAGGGCGUCCUGAAGCACAGAAUACUGUGGGUAUCCGUUGCAAGGGCGAUAGACAUUUGGCUGAUCGUUUGCCUGGUCUUCAUCGUCCUGGCCUUGGCGGAAACUAUUGUAGUUUACUACAUCUACAGCAGGCGGGAAGAGAAAACUCGAGGUAAGCGGUUUCAUCACCCGGUAGAGAACAAACCACGAAAGCUGAAGGUCUGCAUCCCUCGUGUGAAGUACUCCAGCCCUCUCGGGAUAUGGUGGGAGCAAGCAGACAGCGAAGGGUGGAGGAUUGCCUACAUCCCGCCUAGCGAGGAGACGUCCUUUUCGGAGGGCGGAAACACACGCCACGCGCGAGAGUACGACUCGGACGAUGGGCCAGGUGAACCGUCAGCGGUGACUGCAGAGGUCCACCAGCCGGGAAUGGAUGGGACCAGCAGCCCGAUACCAAAGAACAGCAUUCGCACCAGUCGGCCUCUUCACGUCGCUUCUGAGGAAAGUCCUGCCCUUCCCUGUGAGGCGGACAGCCAGACCUCCGGAUACAACACCAUGGAUACCAUCGGCAAAUUCUCCGAGGACACCAGCAGUAGCACAACAGGUGGCAGCACGGAAGGUGACGUCACAGAUACAACUUCUGACGUCAAUGACAGUGACUCUGAGACGAAUGACCCGGAUGUGUGCGAGUACUUAAGCCAACAGAUUGAUUAUGUCACCCGCAUUGUGUUUGUUGCUGCCUUUUCGUUCUUCAACAUCUGCUUCUGGCCCUAUUAUCUGUUCAUAUGGUUUAAAGCUGAGAAAUCUGAUUUCCUGACCAGAAUUUCUACGCACCCAGCUGUCAACAUGGACAGUGCAAGGCGAGUGACAUGGAAACCAACAUCAGUGACUAGCAUCACUGAUCAUGCAUAUGCGCAUGACAGCAUAACACCGCUAUUCUGCAGUGAUGCAGCACCAGGCAUGAUGAUGAUGUCUGGACGACUGGAUCCACCAGGUGACCAGUUGUCCCUCCAGUCAUCUGGGAUGAAAGGCUAACAGCCAAACAAUUUUUAUGGGACGAGACUUCAGCUGUCAUCAAGUACAACUCAGCUAUAAACACACUGGGCUAUAUGAAACCAAGUGCAUGCAACAUUCUACAUUAUACAUGUAGCUAUAGGACAGUCUUUUUGAUAUUGUAAAUACAGACAAAGUGGUACAUAUACAUGUAAUCAGUCACCAUAGCCUCUAUACAAUAAAAUCU
Molecule: messenger RNA, 4920 nt
Organism: Branchiostoma belcheri (Belcher's lancelet)
Lineage: Eukaryota; Metazoa; Chordata; Leptocardii; Amphioxiformes; Branchiostomatidae
Biological process (GO): monoatomic ion transmembrane transport
Cellular component (GO): membrane
Molecular function (GO): transmembrane signaling receptor activity; extracellular ligand-gated monoatomic ion channel activity
Source: RefSeq, a predicted model, not a curated record